Molecule: messenger RNA, 1360 nt
Organism: Chenopodium quinoa (quinoa)
Lineage: Eukaryota; Viridiplantae; Streptophyta; Magnoliopsida; Caryophyllales; Amaranthaceae
Product: cell division control protein 2 homolog
Exons: 9
Coding region: 205-1089 (294 amino acids)
Biological process (GO): regulation of meiotic cell cycle; regulation of G2/M transition of mitotic cell cycle; signal transduction
Cellular component (GO): cyclin-dependent protein kinase holoenzyme complex; nucleus; cytoplasm
Molecular function (GO): cyclin binding; cyclin-dependent protein serine/threonine kinase activity; ATP binding
Source: RefSeq, a predicted model, not a curated record
AUUCUCAUUUUCAUUUCCCCUCCAUUUGGAGCCUUUCACUUUUAAGCUGCAAACCCCACUCUCUCUCCUCCAUUGCAGCGUACUUCGAGUCCACCAUUGAAGCGGCUUCAGAGCUUCAUCUACUCGAUCGAAGCAACUUCUGAGCAUUAUCUCCUCCAUUGAAUUAGCUUCUAAGUGGUACGCUGGUAGAGAUACUGGAGCAUAAUGGAUCAGUAUGAAAAAGUUGAGAAGAUAGGGGAAGGAACCUAUGGAGUGGUUUAUAAGGCACGAGACAGGGUUACAAACGAAACUAUAGCUUUGAAGAAAAUCCGGUUGGAACAAGAGGAUGAGGGAGUCCCAAGUACGGCGAUCAGAGAAAUCUCACUCUUGAAGGAGAUGCAGCAUAGCAACAUUGUCAGGUUGCAGGAUGUUGUGCACAGUGAGAAACGCUUGUAUCUGGUUUUUGAGUACUUGGACCUUGAUUUGAAGAAACACAUGGAUUCAUGCCCUGAUUUUGCAAAGGAUCCACGCAUGAUAAAAAGGUUUCUAUAUCAAAUUCUUCGUGGUAUUGCAUAUUGUCACUCUCACAGGGUCCUGCACCGAGAUCUGAAGCCGCAAAAUUUGCUGAUCGAUCGCCAAACUAAUGCGCUAAAGCUUGCAGAUUUUGGAUUGGCAAGGGCCUUUGGUAUUCCUGUGAGGACUUUUACGCAUGAGGUAGUGACAUUGUGGUACAGAGCUCCAGAAAUAUUGCUGGGAUCUCGUCAUUACUCUACUCCUGUGGAUGUGUGGUCUGUGGGUUGUAUCUUUGCUGAGAUGGUGAAUCAGAAGCCAUUAUUUCCUGGAGAUUCUGAGAUUGAUGAACUUUUCAAGAUUUUCAGGACCUUAGGUACACCAACUGAGGAGACAUGGCCUGGAGUGACCUCCCUCCCUGAUUUCAAAUCUUCAUUUCCUAAAUGGAUAUCCAAGGAUCUGUCUGCAAUAGUACCAAAUCUUGAUGCAGCUGGUAUUGAUCUUCUAAAUAAAAUGCUUUGCUUGGAUCCUAGCAAAAGGAUUACAGCUAGGGGUGCUCUUGAACAUGAAUACUUCAAGGACAUUGGUUUUGCACCCUAAUUUGCCGUUUGCCUCCAGGUUAUAUUGUGUGAAUAUUGGAAGUUAAGGAAAAAAGUUCUGUUGAUUUAUUUUAUGCGGGUGAAAUGUGUGCAAUUCUUGUAGAUUUUUGUUUGACUCUAUGCUUACCAUUGUUCUUUGCCAGGACUUCAUGUCGUGUAAUUGAGUAUUCUGCAUUGGGAUUGAGAACUUGUGCAGCCCCAUUGCAAUAUGAAAAUUAUUCCCAUCUUCCAUAUCACUCUUACUUUGCUUGAAUGUAACCAUUAUUCCUCUA